AUGCAGGGCUCUGCAUCCUACCCUGCUGCUCUUGGGAGCAGCAAAUGGAUCGCGAGCUUCCUAGCUAGGCACCGAUAUGACGACGGCAUCUACGCCCGUACUUCUACCAGACCUUCUUCGCCGCAAGAAGUCAAAUUCCGUGACUUUGUCAAGAAGAGUAAAGCUGAGCUGAAAAAUGUAUUCUCUGCGAAUGAAAAGAAAAAGUCCGAGGCGGGCGCCGAUGAACGACGCAACGCGAACGACACCGGCCCAGAACGAAAGAACAAGAAACUAUCCUGGGCAAAAAUAUUCGAUACAAAGUCAGGAAACAAGCUUCAUAAGCGAGCAAAGUCCGCUCCGGGUGACAUUCACGUCCCACAUCAGCUUGAUCCUAUCACCGAAGUCGGUGAAAGUAGGGAGACACAAGCCGACCUCGUAUCUGCCAACACUUCAUCACGAAAGCCUGUUGGCGAGAACCAUCAGUGCUCUACUAGUCGUCAGACGGACGGCGACGACGUGUCUGUUUUGACAACAUGCACAACUAUAAUCCAGCAAGCUAACCUUCAGGGCGUCUCUGAAGGAAACGCCCGCGAUGCCGCUACCAACGAUGAAAGCACCGCGAUCGGCGGGCGAAACUGUACAUCCAACCCAUCAACGCAUCUCAGCAGUGGAAACUCAAACAACACUGAAGACGAAUAUCCUUCUCAAGAAGAAAGCGACAACACAUCAGAUGGCUGUGAAAAGGAUGUUCGACCGGAAGAGAAUGCUCGACCGGAAGAGAAUGCUCGACAGGAGGAGACUGCUCGACAGGAGGAGAAUGUUCUACAGGACGAGAACCCUGGGCAAGAACAGAUAAACAACAAAGAUCUCACGAGUAAAUCGUCGUCAAAAUUUUCAUUGAGAUCUGUCUUGAGUAUGUUCAUGGGCAGCGACGGGUCUGAUGAAGAAGCAAAAGCCAAGAGUGAUGGGACCAGAAAGUUGAAACGCAAGGGCCGACUAUCUCCUCGAUUGAGAACAUUGCUGAUUGGAAAGACCAAGUCGGAGUCUUCUACCAAGAGCCAUUCCCAAUCCUCCUCGCAAGAUCUCAGCCAGAGUGAUGCGCAACUUGCCAAUCAAAUUGUCGAGCAGGAUAGAACAUUCAAGGGCCUUGAUUGGAAGCUUCCAGUUGGGCAAAACGAAAUGGGCCAGCUUAUUCGAGAGUUCUCUGGCGACCUCAACACUGCCACGCAGGAAAUGGUUCACAAGACCCCUGUUUCCCCAAAGACUCCAAGCCUCCAGUCAUAUCCGUCAAAGUUUGAUGUUUCGAUGGACCAAAAUCUCCUCCCUCGGCCUGCAAUGGCUCCGGCCUUAUAUUCUCACGACCAAGGCCACAACCAACAAGUGCGCAAUGAACCCACUAGCAAAGACGCUCUGGUUGCUAAGGCAGUUCACAUGGAGAACAAACAGGCGCAGCUUGUUGAAAUCAAGACUCGAUCUGACCGAACCAUGAACCAAGAUACUCGUGGUGACGCCAACCAGAAUCAAGUUGCGCAAGAAGUUGGCCGAUCAGGCAAAGAACCAGUCGAGCGUGAUACAACCAACGACGUUCACCCACCACGGACCUGGCAGCACGGAGGAGACCCUGCAGAGGUCGAGACUGUUGAAGAGGCAUAUGCCCGCCACCGAAGUUCUCUUGCAGUUGUUGAUCGAAUUCGUAGCGUAGGGCUGCUUGGACCAAACGUCGAUGAAACGAAAUCGAUCGCCGCAGACGAACCGAAAGAGUUGGACGAACAGCGAUUGCUGCGAGAGAUGAAGGAGGACUUUGAGCUCCCGCCCCAUAAAGUCGCCUUCAAUGAAUCUUUGGUCGCCGCCACGAACAACUCUCAAGUUAUCCCGAGUAUCGAGCAUCAGAACACUAACCUUAGGUGCGAGGGGCAGAAGACCCCAGAACCAAAGGUUGAGCAGACUGACGAUGCCAGUGACCAAACUGAGUUGAUCCUGACAAGAGCCAGAAGCUCGGACAGAUUCGUCCCUGAGGGAUUGUAUUACCAAGAAUCAGGAUUUGAGGAGGAGGAACUCCCAGAGGACUUUACUCCGGGACAACCAGCCACGGAGGCUUUGAUGAAGGAGCUCGAGAUAGAGAGGCUUGGCGGAUUUUUCACAACCCUUCAGAACGUCCGGAACGAAAGCCUUGAGCAAUUGAUUGACUUACUAAAUCGCAUAGCUGCUCGCGAUCCUAGAGCUGUAGUCACUUGGCGAGAUGAAGUUGCCGAGUUGACCUCGAACGGCGGGAUGAUUCGUAACGACAAAGCAGAACAGCUGUACCAACCAGCUCCUUCAACUGCCGGGAGUGAUGGAGCAUUGUCUGCCAUGAAUUACAAGCCAAGUCGUGCUGAAGUCAAAGCCGCCCUCGCGCACCCAGAAGCGCCCGUCAUUCAGGGCUGUAAGCCACGAAGGGUUCUCACCGAAUGCGACCGUAUCCAGGAAUGUAUUCACAUAGAUUCCCUGGCAAAGAACAAAUACACCUCUCAGAUGCAACCGGCUAUGUCCCGAUACGAAAUCAUCCUCGACGAGUGGGAUCGAGCAGAUGCAGUAGCCUGCAUACACAAGCACAACCAGCAGCAGAAGCUGAAGCAACAAGAGGAAGAGAGCGAGGAGGCAGCUCGUCGCCGACGCCUCAAGAUCUACCGAUCUGUGGAAAGACACAUCGUCAAGGGCCGGCGCCUUGCGGUCAAAAUCAAUCGCGAGGCGACCGCCGCCUUUCAAAUGUGCGAGUACUUGGAUGAAGAGUACGAGAGGUUGAGGGGGCAAAUUCUCCGUUAUGCCGAAGAUUGUGGCCAUGAGCCCAUUGACAACCUGCAACACGCCGUCGAUCUCAUCCGAAAAACGCAGCAGGAAGAGGAAAUCACGUACCGCAAGUAUGAGGGGUGUGAGUCUGCGGAUCCUGAGAGCCCCGAAUCCGUGGUGGCUGCUCACUAUGGUCGCGAUUAUCAUGAAAUCGCUGGUAACCAUGUCGAUAAGACCGUUGAUCCAGCCAACGAGUUCUUUUGAUCUCCUACCAACAGAAAUGGGAGACGACAAAGCAGAGAAAAGGUGAAAAAAAGAAAGAAAGAAAGAAA
Fusarium oxysporum Fo47 is the source of this 3077-nucleotide messenger RNA. RefSeq lists its product as uncharacterized. The transcript has 11 exons. The record is from RefSeq and is a predicted model, not a curated record. Lineage: Eukaryota; Fungi; Ascomycota; Sordariomycetes; Hypocreales; Nectriaceae. Bases 1 to 3009 code for a protein of 1002 amino acids.